Messenger RNA from Carica papaya (papaya), 3292 nucleotides. RefSeq names its product polygalacturonase 1 beta-like protein 2. NCBI's taxonomy places the organism in Eukaryota, Viridiplantae, Streptophyta, Magnoliopsida, Brassicales, Caricaceae. The record is from RefSeq and is a predicted model, not a curated record.
CAAUGAGCAAACCCCUCUUUUUCUUUUCUCUCUUCUUCUUAUCAUCUCUCAAUAUUAAUCUCGCUGGAGGUCGACGAUUAUCAGUUAAUUUAUCAGCUGAGGAAAACCCAUUUACCCCCAAGGCUUUCGUCGUUCGAUACUGGAAUAAAGAAAUUCAUAUCAACUUUCCUAUUUCCUCCUUCCUCCUUUCUAAGGUCUCCCCACUUAAUGUCGUCGAUUCCGCCACUUUCACUAAGCUGGCUGCACAAAACAAGCUUUCAACUCAGCUCCCUGCAUUUUGCUCCUUGGCCAAUCUUUUCUGUUUCCCUGAUUUAUCAUCCAGUCUCCAGAAACACAACUCUGAUUCCAACUUCGCUAAAUAUAUUCAGAAGGACUUCAACAACUACGGCAAUGGCCGACCCGGCGGCGUCGAUUCCUUCAAGAACUAUUCCGAUAAUGAAAACGUCGUCAUCGACUCGUUCCGGCGAUACAGCCGCAACUCUGUCGGACACGACGACCGGUUUUCUAACUAUGCUCCAAGCACCAAUGUGCCCGACCAGAGUUUCAACACCUACGGAACAGGGGCAACCGUCGGUUCCAGUGAAUUCAAGAACUACCAACCAGAUACAAACGUGCCGAACAGUCGAUUCAGCGGUUAUUCAGGCGAUUCCAACGGGCGGGCUCAGUCGUUCAAGGUGUAUUCUCAAAUUUCAAAUGCAGGUAGCCAAAUUUUUUCCAGUUAUGGGAGGAACGGGAACGGAGUACCGAACACGUUCACUAGCUAUUCGCCGGGGACUAACGUAGUUGGGUCUGGAUUCUCUGGGUAUGGACAGAAUGGGAACGAGGGAAGCGAUAAUUUCACCAGUUAUGGAUUUCAGAGCAAUUUGAUGGUGAACGUUUUCAACAACUACGGCUCUGGUGGAAAUUCUGGCGUUGAAACGUUUUCCUCCUACGUAGAACAAACGAAUCUUGCUGAUGAUAAUUUCACUUCUUAUGCCAAGAAUUCGAAUGAUGAAAAGGUUAACUUUGCAACUUAUGCUAAUACUGGUGUAGACAAUUUCAUUAGUUACGGUCAGGGAGCUGAUAAACCCAAAGUGGGGUUUAAGACCUAUGGGUCCAGAACUAGUUUCAAGAGUUACAGUAAAAUUGGUCUCAGUUUCAAAAGAUACAACGUCAGCUCUGCUCCAACAAUGGCGGCGGGCAAUGGGAAAUCAGUAAAAAGGUGGGUGGAACCGGGAAAAUUCUUCCGCGAAUCAAUGCUUAAGAAAGGAACUGUGAUGGAGAUGCCGGACAUUGAAGAUAAAAUGCCAAAAAGAUCAUUUUUGCCUCGGAGCAUUCUCUCAAAAAUCCCAUUCUCCACCUCGAAACUCAGUGAGUUGAAGCAAAUCUUUAAUGCGGCUGAUAACUCGUCCAUGGAGAACAUCAUUACGGACGCAUUGAGGGAGUGCGAGAGGGGCCCAAGUCCCGGCGAGACGAAACGCUGUGUCGGAUCCGGCGAGGACCUCAUCGAUUUCGCCACCUCCAUGUUGGGUCGUAACAUCAUGAUCCGAACCACACAGAAUAUUAAAGGGUCUAAGCAGCAGAUCAUGAUCGGUUCAGUCAAAGGAAUCAACGGUGGAAAGGUGACCAAAUCGGUGUCAUGUCACCAGAGCCUAUACCCAUACUUAAUAUAUUAUUGCCACUCCGUUCCCAAAGUUCGGGUUUACGAGGCGGAAAUUUUGGAUCCGAAUAGUAAGGAGAAGAUUAACCAGGGCGUAGCCAUCUGUCACUUGGAUACAUCUCAGUGGAGCCCCAGUCAUGGAGCCUUCAUGGCGUUGGGUUCGGGUCCGGGUCAUAUCGAAGUUUGUCAUUGGAUAUUUGAGAAUGACUUGACUUGGACAGUUGCAGCUAAUUGAAGUGAUGAAUUGACGAGAAUAACCCUUAAUUUGAAGUGUGAAUAGGAUCUUUCAAUUCAAUAGUUUAAGCAAGUAAUGCAGAUGCUCUCCUUAAUUAUGGAGUGUGAUUAUAAAAAUAUAUUAAGAAAUAUGUAAAAAUUCAGAGAUGCACAAAUGUAGAAUAAUAAUAAAAAGGAAGAAAACGUUUUAGCGGAAUGAGAGUUGGAAGUUUCCAAUAAUUAUUUAGGAUAUUGGAAUCAUGAAAACUUGUCCACACCCCCCCAAGCACUGUGGCCUUCUCCACUAAAAAUGGAAAUGCUCGAUCACCUCACUCGCAUCUUCUUCUUCUUCAUCAAUGUAAGUAAAUUCUCCAUUUGCCUUUUCUAUUUCCCAUGAUUUCACACUUCACCAUCUGCAUCCCGAUUUAUAUAAUUUCGACUCUCUCUCUUGAUUGUCUUUUGCCAUAUUAAUGCACAGGUAAAUCUUGGUCAAGCCAGACAUGUCCCUGUCCGUUUAUUGACUGAGAAAAACCCAUUUACCCCCAAAGCUUCCCUCAUUCGAUACUCAAUCUUCAUUCCCCCCAAAUCCUCCUCCCUCCUCUCUAAGGCUUCCCCAUUGUCUGCCCUGGACUCUGCAACUUUUGCUAAGCUUGCAGAGCAAAACGAGCUUUCCACUCAACUCUCAGCAUUCUGUUCAUCCGCAAACCUCUUUUUCUUCCCCGAUUUAUUCUCCAGCCUCCAGAACCAAAUAUCCGACUCCAGCUUCAUUAAUUACACCUAAAAGGACUUCAAAAAGUACGGUUCUGGUCGAUCCGGCGGCUUCAACUCCUUCAAGAGCUACUCCGAUCACCAAGAGGUUUCAAUCGACUCAUUCCACCAAUACAGUCGCAGCUCUACAGGACAUGGACAUAAAUUUUCCAAUUACGCCCCAAGCAACGGCUAACCUCACCAGAGCUUUAAGACUUAUGGUUCCAAGGCAACCGGCGGUUCCAGCGGAUUCAAAAACUACCAACAAGACACAAACCGGCCGAACAGUCGAUUCUUCGCCUAUUCAGAUGGCUCCAAUGGGCGGGUUCAGUCGUUCAAGACUUAUUCGAUCUCUUCCAACGUAGGUGCCCAAAUUUUCUCCGAUUACGGGAGGAAUGGAAAAGAACUGCAUAAUAUGUUCACCACUUACUCCAUGGACGCCAGUGUUGUCGGCUCAGGAUUUACUGCUUACAGGAAGAACGGGAACAAUGUAAACGAUAAUUUUUCACGAGUUAUGGUUUGGACGGUAAUUCGUUCGAGCAGAUUUUCAAGAAUUACGCCUCUGAUGGAAAAGAUAGCGUUGAAAGCUUCUUCCUACAUAGAAAAUACUAAUGUUGCUGAUAAUACAUUUACUUCUUAUGGCAAGAAGUCUAGUAACGUUAAUGUCGAUUUUAAAACUUAUGCCAACACUGG